UGGUAACUCCAGUCAGUCCCACUAGGCUGUGCGACAAUUAGCGAUGGCGGGUAGCUUAGAUUUUGAAGCGUACUCUCGCUACCUCGAGGAACAACAAAGCUACUUCAAAAGUAACGGGAGAACGAAAGACUUCAGUGCACACUCCUCGAAGGUCCACUCAGUCGCCUGGAGCUGUGAUGGGAGGCGGCUGGCGUCGGGCUCCUUCGACAAGACAGUAACAGUCUUCCUUCUGGACAGGGACAGAUUGUCCAGGGAGAAUAAUUUCCGUGGCCAUGGAGACAGUGUAGACCAGCUGUGUUGGCACCCCAGCAGUCCUGACCUACUAGUGACAGCUUCGGGGGACAAGACCAUCCGCAUCUGGGACGCCAGAGCUGCCAAGUGUGCAGCCACUGUAAACACCAAGGGUGAAAAUAUCAACAUCUGCUGGAGCCCAGAUGGACAGACAAUAGCGGUUGGUAACAAGGAAGACCUGGUAACAUUCAUUGAUGCCCGUUCUCAUCGCUCCAAAGCAGAAGAGCAGUUCAAGUUUGAAGUCAACGAGAUUUCCUGGAAUAAUGACAAUGACUUGUUCUUCCUAACCAAUGGGCACGGGUGUAUCAACAUCCUAAGUUACCCAGAGUUAAAACAGCUACAAACCCUGAGUGCCCACUCUGCCAACUGCAUCUGCAUCAAGUUUGAUCCCACAGGGAAGUACUUUGCCACAGGGAGUGUGGAUGCACUUGUUAGCCUGUGGGAUGUUGCUGAGCUUGUCUGUGUACGCACAUUCUCAAGGUUAGACUGGCCUGUCAGAACACUCAGUUUCAGUCAUGAUGGACAGAUGUUGGCUUCAGCAUCAGAAGACUUACUCAUUGACAUUGCCAUGGUGGAAACAGGUGAGAAGAUCUGUGAGGUGCAGUGUGACACGCCCACCUUCACCGUAGCCUGGCACCCCAGCAAGCCCCUGCUGGCCUUCGCUUGUGAUGACAAGGACAAAUAUGAGCGGGACAGGGAUGCUGGGACCGUCAAACUUUUUGGCUUGCCUUCCAGCGAGUCAUAAUAUUGCCAGUUUAUGUUGUAUUAUCUUCCGUUGCUAUUGUUUGUGAUUGUAUCAGCAUCUUUUCAUGUGUAGCUUGAGUGGUUAAGUUUAACAGUUUUGUACAGUUAUUUUGUUAAAGGUAUAGCGGUUAUUGUCAAGGUAGACAAAUGUAUUUUGAUAAGUGGGAGUAGAAGCAUGUAUAAGUUUGAGAAGAGCUCUUGAUGUCUGAUCAGAUACUAAAACAGACUGUGUAUAAGUGGUUGUAUCAGUUUGAAGAUACAGUCAAAUCCCAGUAAAAUAUUGUGAACCUCAGUCUGCAUGACAGUUGUUUUUAAUCAUAAACUCUCUUUUUGUAAACUUCUACUGUUAACAAAUAAAGAUUUUGUACUGUA
Branchiostoma floridae (Florida lancelet) is the source of this 1407-nucleotide messenger RNA. Its product is annotated as THO complex subunit 3-like. The transcript has 6 exons. The coding region runs from base 44 to 1036 and encodes 330 amino acids. Gene Ontology annotation, molecular function: protein binding. Gene Ontology annotation, cellular component: THO complex part of transcription export complex. Gene Ontology annotation, biological process: mRNA export from nucleus. Lineage: Eukaryota; Metazoa; Chordata; Leptocardii; Amphioxiformes; Branchiostomatidae. The record is from RefSeq and is a predicted model, not a curated record.